Molecule: messenger RNA, 512 nt
Organism: Tympanuchus pallidicinctus (lesser prairie-chicken)
Lineage: Eukaryota; Metazoa; Chordata; Aves; Galliformes; Phasianidae
Gene: GNGT2
Product: G protein subunit gamma transducin 2
Exons: 3
Coding region: 114-323 (69 amino acids)
Biological process (GO): G protein-coupled receptor signaling pathway
Cellular component (GO): heterotrimeric G-protein complex
Molecular function (GO): G-protein beta-subunit binding
Source: RefSeq, a predicted model, not a curated record
AGAUCUGAAGGAGUCUUCAAACAGAACAGUGCAGACACAGAGGACAGCAGCUCGAUGGGUUUCUGAAUACCUCCAGCACUGAGAGGGGGAGCCCCUCAUCCACACAGGGCAGAAUGGCUCAGGAUAUGACAGAGAAGGAACUGCUGAAAAUGGAACUGGAUCAGCUGAAGAAGGAGGUAAAGAACGAGAGGCAAAUGGUCUCCAAGACCGGCAAAGAGCUCAAGGAGUACAUUGAAUCCAUGGCAGGAGAGGAUCCACUGCUGAAAGGUGUCCCUGAGGACAAGAACCCCUUUAAGGAGAAGGGCGGCUGUACGAUAAGCUGACAUCCUUCCUCCUCCUGCACCGCCCUGCUUGGGCACAGAGCCAUUCCCAUGCUCAAGCCAAGACUGUCAGAAACCUGCUUUCCCUAUAGUCUGACCUCAGCACUGGGGAGUACCAAAAUAAAGUGUAGUUGCAUCUCAAGUAGCAGCAGAAAAAAGAAAAAUUAUGAGAAAAAAGAAAAAAAAAUUACC